This is a messenger RNA of Dibothriocephalus latus, 375 nucleotides long. The record is from the annotation of a GenBank genome assembly. NCBI's taxonomy places the organism in Eukaryota, Metazoa, Platyhelminthes, Cestoda, Diphyllobothriidea, Diphyllobothriidae.
AUGGUUCAAGAAAAGGAUGCCUUACUUUGGAAGGAAUUUGAACGACAGUGUGACAAUGUUUUCCUGACUCUAUCAUCGAGUGAUCUAUCAUCCGAAUCGGACUUUCCCGAGUGUCGCUUUGGUGACAAGGUGAUUGUUCUACUGAUUGACACUUGUCGGGCUCUGGACUCCUGGUUUGUGAAACAUCGUCUUCUCCUGUCUACCAAGGCUCCGCACUUGCAACUGUCAGACGAAAUUUGUGAGCUGCGUCGCGAACUCGCCCUAAAGGAGAAGCUGCUUGCAGACAUCAAGGAGAAGGCUCGGCGCCAUGUGGCAGCUAUCGAGACCAUUGUUGGAAAGCUGACAGAAGGGGUUGCAUAUGUACCGGAUCUUUGA